AUGACCCGGAAAGCGCGGCGCUGCCUGGGCCACCUCUUUCUCAGCCUGGGCAUGGUCUACCUCCGGAUCGGUGGCUUCUCUUCGGUGGUCGCUCUGGGUGCGAGCAUCAUCUGUAACAAGAUCCCAGGCCUGGCUCCCAGACAGCGGGCAAUCUGCCAGAGCCGGCCGGACGCCAUCAUCGUCAUAGGAGAAGGCUCCCAAAUGGGCCUGGACGAGUGUCAGUUUCAGUUCCGCAAUGGCCGCUGGAACUGCUCAGCUCUGGGAGAGCGCACUGUCUUCGGGAAGGAGCUUAAAGUGGGGAGCCGGGAGGCUGCCUUCACCUACGCAAUUAUUGCUGCGGGUGUGGCCCAUGCCAUUACAGCUGCCUGCACCCAGGGCAACCUGAGCGACUGUGGCUGCGACAAGGAGAAGCAAGGCCAGUACCACCGGGACGAGGGCUGGAAGUGGGGUGGCUGCUCUGCCGACAUCCGCUACGGCAUCGGCUUCGCCAAGGUCUUCGUGGAUGCCCGGGAGAUCAAGCAGAAUGCCCGUACCCUCAUGAACUUACACAAUAACGAGGCAGGCCGGAAGAUCCUGGAGGAGAACAUGAAGCUGGAGUGUAAGUGCCACGGCGUGUCGGGCUCCUGUACCACUAAGACGUGCUGGACCACGCUGCCACAGUUCCGGGAGCUGGGCUACGUGCUCAAAGACAAAUACAACGAGGCUGUCCACGUGGAACCGGUGCGUGCCAGCCGGAACAAGCGGCCCACCUUCCUGAAGAUCAAGAAGCCCCUGUCCUACCGUAAGCCCAUGGACACUGACCUGGUGUACAUUGAGAAGUCACCCAAUUACUGUGAAGAGGACCCAGUGACAGGCAGCGUGGGUACGCAGGGCCGUGCCUGCAAUAAGACAGCCCCUCAGGCUAGCGGCUGUGACCUCAUGUGCUGCGGCCGUGGCUACAACACACACCAGUAUGCCCGAGUGUGGCAGUGCAACUGCAAAUUCCACUGGUGCUGCUACGUCAAGUGCAACACGUGCAGUGAGCGUACCGAGAUGUACACGUGCAAGUGA
This is a messenger RNA of Peromyscus eremicus (cactus mouse), 1050 nucleotides long. It is a transcript of the gene Wnt7a, whose product is annotated as Wnt family member 7A. The transcript is spliced from 4 exons. Gene Ontology annotation, cellular component: extracellular region. The coding region runs from base 1 to 1050 and encodes 349 amino acids. Gene Ontology annotation, molecular function: cytokine activity; frizzled binding. The record is from RefSeq and is a predicted model, not a curated record. Gene Ontology annotation, biological process: canonical Wnt signaling pathway; positive regulation of JNK cascade; multicellular organism development. NCBI's taxonomy places the organism in Eukaryota, Metazoa, Chordata, Mammalia, Rodentia, Cricetidae.